Messenger RNA from Caenorhabditis briggsae, 570 nucleotides. Lineage: Eukaryota; Metazoa; Nematoda; Chromadorea; Rhabditida; Rhabditidae. The coding region runs from base 1 to 570 and encodes 189 amino acids. The record is from RefSeq and is a predicted model, not a curated record. The transcript has 5 exons.
AUGACAUGGAUUAGUAUGGUGGUUGCAUUUGUGUACGGGAUGUACAUUUUGUUUUUCACACCGGUCAUUUGUUUUAAUUCGGUGGCGUUGGCAUGGAUACCGGAACCGUUGAGUGAGAAGGAGCCUAAUGAGGAGGCGGAGGCAAUGUUGGAAAUGGCAACUUUUGGAUUCCUAAAAUACGACAAUGAAUGGCAAUCAGCAAACAACUAUCUCUUCGUAGUGAUUAUGUCAUUUCUCUACAUUACGUAUUGUGUACUGGUCAAGAAGCUGGCACAUGGGCAAAAGUCGAAGAAGUCGAGAGCGAUUUUUAUCCAAUGCGCCGUUAUUUGUUUCUUCAACACUGUUACUGCUCUCGUCUACAACGCAUUAUCUUUAAUGACUCCUGCUAUAUGGAUUGUGCUUUUGGGACAAUUGUGUUGGUCCAUUAAUCAUGGAUGUCCAGCUAUCAUCUAUCUGACAAUGAAUGACACAAUUCGUCACAGCUUUUUGAACUUGUUCGGUGGAAAGAGGGUCACGAAAGUGGAUACAACUAAUAGUGCACAGCAUGUAGCAGUUUCGCAUGUGAUUUGA